AUGCCUCUCAAGCGGCCGUCAAGCGACCAAUUUGACGCUAACAGGCCCCACAAAGUGUCAGGUGCACUACCUCCAGCCGCCAACGCUGCGGUGAAGAAGCUACAGCGAGCAUGCAAAGAAUUGCAGCUGUCGAGUCUCCCUCGCGUGAUGACCGGGCGUGAGGAAGAACGCGACGAAAUCUACACGGCGCUUCGCUCCUCCAUCGAGCAGCAGAGUGCCGGUGGACCAAUCUACAUCAGUGGCCUCCCAGGAGCGGGUAAGACAUCCAUCGUGAAGGAGGUAAUCCGUAUGCUUGAGGCUCAGCGAGACAGCGGGAAGCUCCGCAACUUUGCAUGGGUGGAAGUCAACGGGCUGCAGAUGCCACGGCCAGACGUCGCCUAUACUGUACUAUGGAAGGCCUUGCACCCACCUACAACUGAAGAAGAGGAUAGUGAGCUUCAACCCUCGCGUGCGAACGUGAGCGCUGCACGACGAUGCGAGAUUCUGCAACGCGAGUUCCACACCAAGAGUUCAACGCGGCCCAUGCUGCUGGUGCUACUGGACGAGAUGGACUUCAUGCUGGCCGGCAAGAACCAGGUACUGUAUAAUCUGCUAGAAUGGCAGACCUCCGCCUCGGCGAAGCUUGUAUUGGUUGGUAUUGCCAACACUAUGGACUUGCCAGAGCGACUGCCAACCAAGAUCCGCAGUCGAUUGGGUGGCCACCGCAUUACCUUUUCAGCGUACACCAGAGCUCAGCUAGAGAACAUCAUUCAGCAGCGACUACUUCAGCUAGACAUCUUCAGUGAGGAGGCUAUCCAGAUCUGUGCCAAGACGCUGGCACACCAGUCGGGUGAUGUGCGUCAGGCGCUGUCGCUUUGCCGCAAGUCUGCGGAGGUGUGUUUGCACAGGCUUACUGAGCUUGACCGGUCUGCAGCUGCAACAAAUAAAGGUGAAUUGUUCGUGACAGGUCAAGAUUUGCACGAUGCACAGCAGGCCGUGUCGGUGUCAGCGCCAAUGAGUCGCCUCCGUGCGUGCAGCAAGUUCGAGUGCACGUUUCUGGUCGCUUUGCGCAUGGAAGUACGCUCAAACGCAACUCGUGGGGUCAAUAAGAAUGGCGCGGAACUGGAAGCUGUGAUCGAGCGGUUUGCGAUUUUGUGCAAGACUCACUCGUUCGUGCCGAUCCCGCGACUGCGCGGACUGCUUUUCAUUUGUGACGAGUUGGAGCGCUCGGGGAUCAUCAAACAGAUAUCUACUCGAACAUCGCGUUACCCGCUGUUGGAGCUGCGGUGCUCUCACCAAGAACUUCAAGACGUGUUCCUUACACACCACAUCGGCAUGCAGCUAAUUUCGUAA
Phytophthora infestans T30-4 is the source of this 1332-nucleotide messenger RNA. Its product is annotated as origin recognition complex subunit, putative. Gene Ontology annotation, cellular component: nuclear origin of replication recognition complex. The transcript has a single exon. The record is from RefSeq and is a predicted model, not a curated record. NCBI's taxonomy places the organism in Eukaryota, Oomycota, Peronosporomycetes, Peronosporales, Peronosporaceae. Bases 1 to 1332 code for a protein of 443 amino acids. Gene Ontology annotation, molecular function: DNA replication origin binding; ATP hydrolysis activity. Gene Ontology annotation, biological process: mitotic DNA replication checkpoint signaling; DNA replication initiation.